AUACCAGCGCACGCAGCGGGGGGCGCCGCCGUCGCGCUUUUCGCCUUCCAGCCACAGCACGACCCUUCGACGCUGGUGUCAGCCACCCCCUGCCCUCAUUCUCACUCCUUUACCCCAAACAAAAUAACCUGUUCAGUUACGAAAUUGCCCUCAGGCUGUGUCAUUUAUCUGCCAUAUAUUGUGAGCGCGGCGACUAUCAGUCUAUCUGAGGCGCCUGGAUAAGAUCAUGGACUGUGUCUGGUUACAUAACGGAUAUGAUAAUAACCUGCCUGUAAAAUUACAAUAUUUACCAGUGUGUUUUCUUCAUUUAAGCAUGUUUGGUGAAGUCACUGUGUCCGGCAUAACCUGAACAGGCCUUGCCCCAGGACGACGGAGCGAGCAACUGGUGGCCAUGGGUUCGGAGAGUAGCGCCCUGAAGAGCUGCACCCUGGAGGAGCCCCUUCUUACCCUCCCGUCGGGCCUCGCCAUGUACUCGGCGCUCCUCGAGGGUGGCAAGCCGGCCUCCGUGUUCGUUCACAAGCAGGGCAACGAAGACAAAGUGACCAAAGCGGCGAAGCACUUGAAGACGUUACGACAUCCAUGUUUGCUGCGCUUUCUCUCCUGCUCUGUGACGGACAGAGACGUUCAGCUGAUAACGGAGCGCGUGCAGCCCCUGGAGUUGCUGCUGGAGGGGCUCUCACCAGAGGAAAUCUGUGCAGGGAUCUACGACUUGCUGCAGGCCCUUAUCUUCUUGCAUGAUAUAGGUAAAUCAAGCCACAACAAUGUGUGCAUGUCAUCCAUUUUUGUUAGUGAAGACGGCCAUUGGAAGCUGGGUGGAAUGGAGACGGUCUGCAAAUUUUCAGAAGCGACUCCUGAGUUUCUCAGCAGUAUCCAAACUGUGCGAGAGUCAAGUGCUAUUCCUCCAGAGGAAAGGGUGGAAAAUUUACAGAUGCUGCCAGAUAAAUAUGGCCACUCCAGAGAUUCCUUCUCUUUUGGAGUAAUUGUGGAAACUUUAAUCCCGCGCCUGAAUGGAUAUGUAUCUCAGGAACUGUCAGAGAAUCUGAAAUGCACCCUCCACAGGAGUUUGCUGAACCCAGAUCCUCUCUCUCGGCCACCGCUCAGUACUCUGCUGACACAUGAGUUUUUUAGGAAUGACUUCCUUGAGGUGGUUAACUUUCUUAAGAGUCUGACACUGAAGACAGAGGAGGAGAAGAAUGAAUUCUUUAAGUUUCUCAUGGACCGGGUUCAGAACCUUCCUGAGGAGCUCAUUGCAGUCCGCCUCGUCCCAAAGCUCUUCAACACUCUGGUGUUUGCUGAACCCGCAGCCAUUAAAAGUUUCCUUCCUCAUCUCCUAAGGCCAAAGAAGGACUCACAAGGAAGCACUGAGGAUUGCCUCCUGUCAGUGCCCCUGUACCGUAAAUAUGUGAUCCCCCAGCUUCUGAAGCUCUUCAGAGUCAAUGAGGAGCAUGUCAGAAUGGUGCUGCUGUCCCAUAUUGGGAUCUAUGCUGAGCUUUUCUCUCAUGAUGAACUGAAAAAUCAGAUACUACCUCAGAUUUUACUAGGAAUGAGAGAUACUAAUGAUUCUCUAGUAGCGAUGACGCUCCACAGCUUAGCAAUUCUUGUUCCCUUACUGGGAGCUCAUGUUGUGGUGGGGGGAGAACGAACCAAGGUAUUUAAGCGGACAACGCCUAACUUCAGCAAGUCGACUGAGGUCACUCCAGAAAGCUCUCCUAUUCACGUCAGUUUGCAACCACAAAUCUCCCAGCCAUCAAAAAUCCUAAACAUUUUUCCCCAGUCCUCUGGAAAUAAAGACUUGGUUUUGGAAAAUAUUGAUAAAGUCAACUCAAGGGAGCAGUCUACAGAAUUUCAGGUGGCAACAAAAUCAGUUGUCCGAAUAGAUGUAGCUGCACCUCUGAAUGGAUUCUGUGAAGAAAGAGCACCUGCUUUUGCACAGGUAGUGAAGGCCUACAAACUGGACAGGCCCGAGGGACAUGGGCGUACAGCGGAGGAAUGGCCGGAAUGGAGUGAUGCUGAUGAGGACAGCCCUGGGAAGGUUUGUAUCCAGCUGAUCAAAAACCAGGACAGGAUACCAGUUCACACUACACCUACGCCUCAGAAGGAACAGGAACCUUGGGAUGAAAUUGAAGACUCUGAAGUGACAUCAGAUCAGUCCCCCAGAUUGGAGUGGGAUUGGACAGUUCCAUUUCAGGAAAAGACUGGGUCAAGAAAUAUGUCUGAACCAGCAAAGGGGUCCAAAGCCCUAAAGCUGAGCACUGCUUCGAGAACCGCCAUCUCCCGAGACAGUGGAUGGAAUGAGGCAAGAGAUGUGAAACCAAAGAAGAUGGAAUCCUCAAAGCCACACCCACUGCAAAAGGUUAUCAGAGCAGGUGGACUGGGAGAGGAAUUCACGAUUGAGGUGAAAAAGAAGCCUGAGAAAGAUCCUGAACUGGACUUCUUUGCAGACAUGGUUCCAGAUAUUAAACCAUCUUCAGCACCUGUCGUGUUUCCUCCUAAACACACACCUCUCUCAGAUUCAUCAGUAGAUACAUUCACAUUAACUACAAAAUUUGCUGCUGCAGAUGUGACUGAGGCUGAAGUUGCAGGCUGGGGUGAUGUCGAUGACCUUGACUGGGAAGAUGAAAAUGCUUGGUGACAAGCUGUAAGUUGACAUAGCCAUGCAGGAGAGGAACAUGACACUCUCCAUGUCGAACUGCUUAGAGAAUCCUCCUACAGAGCCAAACAUUGCAAAGGAAGCUGGCUUCAUCUUUAGUUUCAAUUUGAUAAAAUACUGAAACAAAAUUAAUGAGAUCAUUACUUGAAAUGCAUAAUGUUACAUUAAUAUCAGUAAUUCUUAACUGGGAUUGUGUGCCACCUUUUUUAAACUUUGUCAUUGUGAAGGUGUGAACUUACAGAAUGUUUAAGCUGUUUACGGACCCUUCCUUUGCCAAAUUGAGAAAACUAGGUGAAGUGUGAUGGGAUGAAUGCCCUUGUUGGAUGUGAUACUUAAUACAUAGGUGCCAUGGAUUUAAUUUUGCUUCAUCACAAGAACAAGCCUUAUGGGGACUGUGAUUUGGGGGGCAUAAUCUAUCUGUAAUUAUAACUUCUGCUAGAAUAAAUGGUUAAAAAGGACCACCUGCCAGUGUUUAUAGAUGAGCAUUAUAAGAAACAUAAGCAGAGGCAUAUUAUUGAUAGUGUAAUUUCUCCAACUUUUUAAAAUGUAGAAAAUUCAAAGCAAGCUUAUAGCUGAGGAAGUUUUAUUUUCCUUUUGUUCCAGAUGAUUUACUUGUCAAAAAAAGAGUUAAGUAUUAAAAUAAUCACAGAGCCUUAAGA
Messenger RNA from Scleropages formosus (Asian bonytongue), 3309 nucleotides. RefSeq names its product SCY1-like, kinase-like 3 (gene scyl3). The transcript is spliced from 14 exons. The record is from RefSeq and is a predicted model, not a curated record. Gene Ontology annotation, biological process: protein phosphorylation. Gene Ontology annotation, molecular function: ATP binding; protein kinase activity. Bases 392 to 2632 code for a protein of 746 amino acids. NCBI's taxonomy places the organism in Eukaryota, Metazoa, Chordata, Actinopteri, Osteoglossiformes, Osteoglossidae.